Messenger RNA from Closterium sp. Yama58-4, 474 nucleotides. Lineage: Eukaryota; Viridiplantae; Streptophyta; Zygnematophyceae; Desmidiales; Closteriaceae. The record is from the annotation of a GenBank genome assembly.
AUGGCGGACACUAAUAAGUUGAAGCUGAAGAGCUCAGACGGUAUUGUUUUCGAAGUAGACCAAGAGGUAGCCCUUCAAAGCGUCACAGUGAAGAAUAUGAUUGCAAAUGCCGAUGUGCCUUCUUCCAGCGAGCCCAUUUCUUUGCCAAACGUCUCUGGGUGUAUCCUGGUAAAGGUGAUUCUCUACUGCAAAUAUCACGUGGAUGCGAAGAAGCCUGGCACGGCGGAGAAGCCUGCAGUGACGGACGACGAGGUGAAGGCGUGGGAUCAAGAGUUUGUGAAAGUCGAUACAACUACCCUCUUCGACCUGAUAUCGGCUGCGAAAUAUCUGGACAUCGACGGUCUGCUGACGCUUACAUGCGAUACUGUUGCUGGCAUGAUUCGAGGAAAGACGCCAGAGGAGAUCCGCAGGACGUUCAACAUAGACAACUCAUACACUCCAGAAGAAGAGGAAGAAAUUCGCCGCGUGAGAUAG